Penaeus indicus is the source of this 1784-nucleotide messenger RNA. RefSeq lists its product as uncharacterized. NCBI's taxonomy places the organism in Eukaryota, Metazoa, Arthropoda, Malacostraca, Decapoda, Penaeidae. The transcript is spliced from 3 exons. The record is from RefSeq and is a predicted model, not a curated record. The coding region runs from base 207 to 1340 and encodes 377 amino acids.
UAAGAUUUCUUUCGUUAUUAACAGUGAAUUCAUUUGAUUUUACUGGGUGUUUUUUUUGUGAAAGGAGUCAAAAGUUUGAAGAACAACGAACGUGUAUCUUUUGCUUAGCCUCACUCCGCAGAAAAACCGGCGCACUUCAGCUCCCUUCCUCUUCCUUCGCUACCUCCACUCCUCUCUCCACUCCCCCCCCUUCCUUCUUCGUCCACAUGGCUCUCUCCUCCCUCGCCCUCUUCCUCCUGCUGGUGCUCCUGGCGGGCGCGACGGAACCUGAGGAAGUCUCGAGGCUCACCGUCAGUGUCUCCUCCCCGCACUGCAAGCAGAUUGACAGCUCCUUCAGCUGCGACUUCAAGAAUAUAGAGGAGCCGGUGUUCCUCGACGAGCUGCCGUCCCCCAGGACCUCAAAGGUGUUCCUGCACAACGCCGGCAGCGUGACGGUGGCGGCGAAGGUGUGUAUUCACCUGGCGUUCUUCAGCGUCUCCAGCAUCACCUUCGACGGGAACAGCGAAUGCCCGCCCGACAGCAAGACCUCCCUCCGGCUGGUCGACUCAGGGGCCAACCUCGUGCCUCGCCAUGUGACCCGCCUCGACAUGGAGGACUCGUCGGCGGCGGUGCUGGAUACCGAGGCGGAGAUGGAGUCCCUGAACCUCGUGAGAUCCUCGCUGGGCGUCCUGCACGCGCCGAAGCCCUUCCGCGCCAACACCAUCAUUAAGCUCGAACACUCGACCAUCUCCUCGAUCGACGGACUCGUCUUGGAGGGCUGCCAGCUGCUUAUGAUCAACACCACCGUCGACACCAUCAAGAAGCACGGCAUCCAGCUGAGGGACUCCUCGGGCAGCAUCUGGCUCGGCUCCUUCAAGGAGACGUACGAUCAGGCUCUGCUGCUCGGGGCCAAGUCGACGCUGACGCUCAAAGGCGUCGAUGGGAAGAUCACGCUGGCCGGGUCGGAGGAGGCCUCAAGUCUCCGGCACAUCCCGACUACUACUCCACGUCCUUCUACUACAAGUCCUCCUCGAGAACCUUUGCCACCUGGUGUUCCUCCCAAGAACGUGGCGAAGGACUUGCCAGAACCUCCCUGUCCGCGCGGUUCUAGCAUAUUCUGGCUCCUUCCGACGGGCGUGGCGCUCGUGGAAGCAAUGAUCAUCAUGGUCAACUGCACCAACUGGUUCCCGGCGCUCAAAGGCGGACGCUUGCGAAGGGGCGUGGAAGAGGGCGGGCGGAGCACGAACACUCUGGAGGGCGUGGCGACUACAUACAAUCCCAUCCCUGCGUUCUACUAUAGCAAUGAGCCGACCGGGUUUUCAAGCAUGAGUAUGCGGAGCAGGCACGAUAAAGCGGCUUGAUUAUGAACAACAACAACAAUCUGACUGUAAACAACAAUGCUACUUCGUGUUCCUGAGUGUGUUGUGUUCCUAUGUAUGCUUGUGUGUGUGUGUGUGUGUGUGUGUGUGUGUGUGUGUGUGUGUGUGUGUGUAUUUGUGUAUGUGUAUGUGUAUGUGUGUUUGGGCACGUGCGCAUAUAUAUAUAUAUAUAUAUAUAUAUAUAUAUAUAUAUAUAUAUGUGUGUGUGUGUGUGUGUGUGUGUGUGUGUGUGUGUGUGUGUGUGUGUAUGUGUGUGUGUGUGUGUGUGUAUGUAUAUAUAUAUAAAUAUAUAUGUAUAUAUAUAUAUAUGUAUGUAUAUAUACACAUAUUUAUAUAUGUAUAUAUACACAUAUUUAUAUUUACGUCCGAGAAUAUGUAUAUAAUAUAUAUAUAUACACACAUACAUAUUUAUAUAUAACUAUAUAU